Molecule: messenger RNA, 327 nt
Organism: Didymodactylos carnosus
Lineage: Eukaryota; Metazoa; Rotifera; Eurotatoria; Philodinida; Philodinidae
Source: the annotation of a GenBank genome assembly
AUGGAUAAAGUCGAUCCAACUACAGUACCUCAAAAUCCAGUUCAAAUUUCCUUUACUGAACGACAUUCGUGGCGUCGUAGUAGUCAAUAUUGUGAUCAAACUACGAUCAAUAGUGCUGGGACAAUUGGAGCAGGUUCCGUUACUUGCGUUGGUAGUAGUUGCGGAUCUUGCUGUUCAAUCACAGCUGCAGUACCAUGCACUGAUUUCAGUGUGAGUCAAGAUGUUAGUUCUGGACAACUAACAACAAUCAUCAACCUUGCUACAAAUGUUAAAGUUGGUUUGACAUUCACCGGUUCUGCAUGGGUUGAGAAGGUAUUUAUUAAUUAG